Messenger RNA from Capsicum annuum, 1346 nucleotides. RefSeq lists its product as uncharacterized. The record is from RefSeq and is a predicted model, not a curated record. The transcript has 2 exons. The annotation marks the transcript as partial. Gene Ontology annotation, molecular function: protein binding. NCBI's taxonomy places the organism in Eukaryota, Viridiplantae, Streptophyta, Magnoliopsida, Solanales, Solanaceae.
AUGUCAAAAAUGAAAUCACAAAAGACAAUCGAGGAAAGCCGUUCUCAAGAGGAUACACCUAUUCUUCCAUCUGAUAUCAUUUUCAACAUCCUCAUUAAGGUAAACACUACAUCUUUGAUACGCUUUAAGAGUGUUUCAAAAUCAUGGAAUGCUAUGAUUUCCGACAUUACUUUCACAAAAACCCACUAUGAUCGAUCCAAAGAGAUAGGGUGUGAAAAGCUGGUGUUACAAAGGGGUACGGGCGAGUUUGAAUUUUUAUAUUUAAACAACCUCAAUGACGUUAUCAUAGAUAAACGAGAAUUCCCACUCAAAGAAUUUAUAGGUGCUCAAAUCCUGUGCUCAUAUAAUGACUUAGUAUUACUGAAAAAACCUAAGGCUUAUAAGAAGUUCGUUUUAUGGAAUCCACCAUCCGGACACCACCACAUUCUUGAGUGUCCAUAUACCAAACCUAAAGAAUACACAUUUGCUUGUGCGUAUGGGAUGUGUUCUGAUUCCACCACCGGUGAUUACAAAAUUAUAUUGAUCUACAAUUUAUUUUAUUUUGUGUACUCUACGAGUAAGAAUAUUUGGAGGAAGAAAACAACUCCAUCUACAUUACAACAAUGUCUUCUUGAAUUCAAACUUUCAACUUCAUACACAUACAUAUGCAGUCAGGGAACUGGCACUAACAAUUGUGUAUACUGGGCUCUAAAUGAGAAACGUGGUCAAAACAUAUGUAAAACUUCUACUUUCAUAUACUUUGAUGUGAAUUCGGACGAGUUGAAGGAGUUUCCAACACCUCAUGGCAUUGAAAAUAAGCUUGUGUAUCAUCUGUCUACUUUGAAAGGCUGUCUUGGUGCAUUUGGAGGCAAUGAUUAUAUCAAUGGAUUGUAUAUUUGGGUCAUGCAACAAGAUGGUUGGAAAUGGUUUAUGUAUGUUCCAUAUAUACCAGACCCAACUAUCGAUAUUGAGCGUAAUUUCAGUAACUAUAAGCUUUUGUUCAGCACAAAGAGUGAUGAAGAGCUUGUCUUCCAAGGACCAGGGUGUCACAAUCUUUCCAUCUAUUGUCUUAAACAGAAAAAAUUUGUUAGGACAAUUCAUAUAUCAAAUCGUUCUGAGGAAUAUUUGUCUUAUCCCGUAUAUCAGAUAUGUCUGGAUAGCUUAUAUUUUCCUAGACUUAAUGUCACGCGCAAGAGGAAGCAACACACACCUCAAGUAGCGUCCCGGUGUGUCAUUUUGGCACCUUUUGUACAAUUGGCAUGGCGCAUGUAUUUCACUUACCUGAAGGCACGUGGAAGCUCUUUUUCGGCUGAUGUGGCGUCCAAGUUGGACCACAAACAGCAUUUCACACCAGAACGCGAGUUGAG